Molecule: messenger RNA, 3068 nt
Organism: Galeopterus variegatus (Sunda flying lemur)
Lineage: Eukaryota; Metazoa; Chordata; Mammalia; Dermoptera; Cynocephalidae
Gene: PRC1
Product: protein regulator of cytokinesis 1
Exons: 15
Coding region: 92-1954 (620 amino acids)
Biological process (GO): mitotic spindle midzone assembly; microtubule cytoskeleton organization
Cellular component (GO): spindle; cytoplasm; mitotic spindle midzone
Molecular function (GO): microtubule binding
Source: RefSeq, a predicted model, not a curated record
AGAUCUCGGGUGUUCGCGGGUGGUUCCCGUGCUCGGGCCCGCGUGGAGUAGGUCGCGGGGCUUCGGCGCCCGACUGCUUGGAGCGUCCGCCAUGAGGAGAAGUGAGGUGCUGGCGGAGGAGUCCAUAGUAUGUCUCCAGAAAGCCCUAAAUCAUCUUCGAGAAAUAUGGGAAUUAAUUGGGAUUCCAGAAGACCAGCGGUUACAAAGAACGGAGGUUGUAAAGAAGCAUAUCAAGGAACUCCUGGAUAUGAUGAUUGCUGAAGAGGAAAGCCUGAAGGAGAGGCUCAUCAAAAGCAUAUCCAUCUGUCAAAAAGAGCUGAACACCCUGUGCAGCGAGUUACAUGUUGAGCCAUUUCAGGAAGAAGGAGAGACAACUAUCUUGCAACUAGAAAAAGAUUUGCGCACUCAGGUGGAAUUGAUGAGAAAACAGAAGAAGGAGAGAAAACAGGAACUGAAGCUACUUCAAGAACAAGAUCAAGAACUGUGUGAAAUUCUUUGCAUGCCCCAUUAUGACAUUGACAGCGCCUCAGUUCCCAGCUUAGAAGAGCUGAACCAGUUCAGACAACACGUGGCAACUUUGAGGGAAACAAAGGCAUCUAGGCGUGAGGAGUUUGUCAACAUAAAGAGACAAAUCAUACUGUGUAUGGAAGAAUUAGAUCACACCCCAGACACAAGUUUUGAAAAAGAUGUGGUGUGUGAAGAUGAAGAUGCUUUUUGUUUAUCUUUGGAGAAUAUUGCAACACUACAAAAGUUGCUACGGCAGCUGGAAAUGCAAAAAUCACAAAAUGAAGCAGUGUGUGAGGGGCUGCGUGCUCAAAUUCGAGAGCUGUGGGACAGGUUGCAAAUACCUGCAAAAGAGAGAGAAGCUGUGGCCACGGUUAUGACUGGGUCAAAGGCCAAGGUCAAAAACGCGCUGCAGUUAGAAGUGGAUCGGUUGGAAGAACUGAAAAUGCAAAAUAUGAAGAAAGUGAUUGAAGCAAUUCGAAUCGAGCUGACUCAGUACUGGGACCAGUGUUUUUACAGCCAGGAGCAGAGACAAGCAUUUGCUCCUUACUAUUCUGAGGACUAUACAGAAGAUCUGCUCCAGCUCCAUGAUGCCGAGAUUGUGCAGUUAAGAAAAUACUAUGACGUUCACAAGGAACUCUUUGAAGGUGUCCAGAAGUGGGAAGAUAGCUGGCGGCUUUUCUUAGAGUUUGAGAGAAAAGCUUCGGAUCCAAGUCGAUUUACAAACCGGGGAGGGAAUCUUCUAAAAGAAGAAAAGCAACGAGCCAAGCUCCAGAAGACACUCCCUAAGCUGGAAGAGGAGUUGAAGGCACGGAUUGAAAUGUGGGAAGAGGAACAUUCAAAGGCAUUUGUGGUGAAUGGGCAGAAAUUCAUGGAGUAUGUGACAGAACAAUGGGAGAUGCAUCGAUCGGAGAAAGAGAGAGCCAAGCAGGAAAGACAACUCAAGAACAAGAAGCAGACAGAGACAGAGAUGCUCUAUGGCAGUGCUCCCAGAACACCCAAUAAGCGGCGAGGACUGGCACCCACCACGCCGGGCAAAGUACGCAAGCUGAACACUACCACCAUCUCCAAUGCUACAGCCAACAGCAGCAUUCGGCCUGUCUUCGGUGGGACAAUCUACCGCUCCCCUGUGUCUCGACUUCCUCCUUCUGGCAGCAAGCCAGUUAUUACUUCCACUUGUUCAGGGAAAAAAACGCCCCGUGCUGGUAGGCAUGGAGCCAACAAGGAGAACCUGGAGCUCAAUGGCAGCUUCCUGAGUGGUGGGUACCCCGACUUGGCCCCCCUCCAGCGCAACUUCAGCAUUAAUUCUGUUGCCAGCACCUAUUCUGAGUUUGCGAAGGAUCCAUCCCUCUCUGACAGCUCCACUAUUGGGCUUCAGCAAGAACUUUCAAAGGCUUCCAAAUCUGAUGCUACUUCCCGAAUCCUCAAUUCAACCAACAUCCAGUCCUGAGAAACUCUGAUCAGUCAACCAGCUGUGGCUUCCCAUGCCUAGACUGGAACCUAAUUAUAUGGGGUGGCUUUAGUUUUUCUUCAGUUUAGGUGUGCUUGAAACCCUGGACAGGUUCUGCUACCAAGGGCCUAACUUAAAGACAAGAAUGAGUGUGACAGAUCAAAGUCCAUCACAGGUUUAGUGGGUCCUUGCAGACUGGGUUUUAUUUUGACUCAAGAAAUACAUUAAAACUUAUAGUAGUAAGUGCAAAUUUUAGCAUAUGGGGCGUAAUUUCUUUCUCUACCCCUUAAUCCAGCUUGUUGAAGCAUGAUCAAGGGUUUGUUUUAUUUCACCAUGGUGUGGGAAAACAAUUGACCAUGCCCAUCCUUAGGGUAUGGGACGUGAAGUAAUUUUGGCUUGUAUAUGUGUAAUUAGCAAUUAACAUCAUUUUUGUUUAGGGAUGUUCAAUUAAUGCUGUAGCUAUGAUAGAUUUGCUCUCAACUAAAGACCUGUCCCUACCACACAGGACAGCCCUCCUAAUGAGGAUGUCUUUGUGGGUUAGAAGUUGAGAUGGCCUGAUCUAUUGCCAAAGUGGUGACAGGAAGGCUGGGAGCUCCUUUGUUAAGUUGUGUACAGUUGUUAUAUAGUGCAAUGCUCUUUGUGGGAAUGUGUGUGUAUAAACACAUAUGCUUGUCUGAAGUCUAUUUCUUCAGUUUUUCCCUGGGUCCAGCCCCCCAAUGCCCACUAUGCCUGAGUUCUUCUACCCCCUGCAAUUGCCAGCCAAGUUGAAAGACUGUUGGAUGGGUUGGGCCAUCUCUGUCGUGGAGAUCUGGAACUUUGCACGUCACUACUGGGAAGUUGUUCCUGCUAUAACAUCCACGAUGAGGGUCCUUCUUUACCUAGCCUAUCGAUCACUACUGCUCUUCCCGAAGCACUACUAUUUAUUCUUACUCUGUUUGCCUGCACCAGUCCUCCUGUCAACACAUUAAAUGGUUCUCAAAAGCUUACCAGUGCAGGCUUGGUCUGUAAGUGUCAGCCAUGCUGUUUAGUCCUGCAUAUGCAUGUCCUGUUUUUAAAAUAUAAAUAUAUCCUUAAAAAUAAAUUAAAAUGUGUAUAUUUACAUUUUAAAAAGGUA